AUCUAAUUUCAAAAUGGCGUUCAUGGGCUGAGCGUCAGAUGACAAACAUCUGAAGAAUUUCUACAAAUACAACACGAUCGGACGCUUAGACUGCUGUAGAAUAACGCACGUGUGCAUGUUUUAACACGACGAACCAAUCAAGGGACACCUCAAAGGGGCUACGUUCAUCAGAAACUUAUAUCUUCCGAAAUGGCGCUUCGCAACUUCUUUGAUUCGAAAAUCCUAGCACUCUCUGUUUUGGUCCUUCUUAUUGCCACAUUAGUUUCCGUGCUAUGUGCCCUGCUGCCAUUUUGGUUCCGACUUCAUUUCGACGCGGCUGAUGCGACGUAUGGCUCAAUGGGUGAGCGAGAGGCGGAACUACAGAUCGGUGUGUUCUGGAUGUACAAACCCAACAAGCCUGGCCCCGAGCGAACCAAGGUGCUCAUGACCAGCCUCGUUGCCCUGGGGGAGGCCACAAAUCUGCAGGUGGAACCAGGAUGGUUUAAGGCUGGCCAGGUGUUCUACUGUAUUGGAGUAUUUGGCAUCGCUGCUGGCUUUGGCGGUUCUGCCAUUCUUGCUCUACGAGAGUUCGGAUCCCUCACAGGAAGCUUGGGUCUUUCUGUAUUCACUCUCAUUGCAGCAAUUUCACAGGUGAUCGCCGUUGUGUUUCUUUUGAUCACAAGCAUCAGUGGCAAGAGCACAUGGCACAUGCUCCCUCUAGAAGAUCCAUACCGAGUCGUCAUCACUUCCUACCCUGAAAUGAACCUCGAUUGGGGAUUCUAUGUUGCUGUUAUCGGCGCUGGGCUCUCCAUCUUCGGAGCUGUCCUCCUUAUUAUUGAAUCACUGAAACUCUGCAAGAGUAUUGAAGAUAUCCGACGCCGCCAGUUGACAACGAAACCCAAACCAGAGCCAUACCCAGAUAUCCGCUACAGCCGUUUCACGUAUGCCGAUGUUCCCCGUCCCCAAACUGGGUACCCCAAAGAAGGGUACUCCCAAUCUCAUCACACAGGGAUGGUGUUGAGCCGAGCACCCCCACAGCAGUUCAUCGCUCAGCCUCAGCCCUCUCCCCAGCCCCCUCGGUACGGGGACUACCAGCACUCCCCCCAACCCAUGCGAAGCUACAACCCUGAGCCAGGCUAUGUGUCACGUCAAGUAGAGUUGUAAGAAGGCAACUUUAUUGUUAAGCUGGGUUUCAGGAAUUAAUUUGUGAGGAUAUCAGAGGCCAUAUAAAGACAACUUUAGAUUUGUAAGGUAUGUAAUUUUACCGUACAUUACCCAUAUUGAAAAAUGAAAAAUAUAGUAUUUGGGACUAUGUGCUUCACUGUUUGAACUAAGAAUAAAACUUAUUGGUUAAACUAUAGGAACAAAUGUUGAAUGAUAUCCUGCACCAUAAAUAGGUGAAUUUAUUAGUGGUACAUGUAUAUUGUUUUCUAAAAAUUAUAGAUUCAAUAUUUAAAGAUAUUGCAAGGGGAGGCAAUUUUAAGACGUACAUGUGUUUGGAUAUCUAAGAACACAACAUUGUCAGUAGAAUAUCUUUUGGUAAGUAGAUUGAUAUAAGAUUUGUAGGUACUAGUUUGGGAGGAAGUGCGUUUGCUGCUGUAAUUGUCAACACAGUUGUUAUAUCACGAGGAAUGUACAUAACAUUAUCAACAUCUAUUGAUAAUUUUAAUUCUGAUGUUGAUUUUGGAAACUGUAGAGAUGUCUACAUCUUGCUCCUUUUUUUUAUUGUGUCAUUCUCCAAAAAUAUUUUUAAAUUGAUAUAUGUUUUUAUUUCAAAUAGUUUUACAUAAAAAUCUCAUAUGAACAUUCCAUUUAUCAGGUUUUAAUUCUUUCCAUCAUUUUGACUUAAAAGUUGAUGUUGAUUCUGUACAUAGUUUUGUAUACACUUGUAUCCCACUAUACCCAUGUGUUUUAAAUCAAAUAAUUAGCAUUAUUAUGAGAAUGAGAAUUCAUGGUAAAAUGAGGAUAUUCAUUCCUUGUUUAUUUGUUUGCAAAAUUAAUGGUUUGAUAUUUCUGAAUUUUAAACAUAAGAAUUUUUAUAUAAUUGCUGUUUUAGAAAUGAAUGCUUGAUCAUUUUUAUUGUAUAUUUGCUAUCACAAGUAUGACUUUUAUCACAGUAUCAUUGAUCUAGAUUGUAUAGUCUUGCCUUACUUUGUGUGUAAGUCACCAAUAAGUGGUCUUGCCAUAUCAAGCAACAGAAAAACUGAUCAUUUGUCAUAAUAUCAACCUUUGGUUAUCCAAUGAAUUGCAUCUCCAGCCUGUUACAAUAUAUACUACCCUACCAUUCACCACGGAUGCUUCUUAAAGUAGUCAUCCAAUGAAAUUCAACACCAUGGAACUUUCUGCUAUGAUAACAUUGAGAGAGAAUGGGAUGCUGAGGUCACUUCCUAACUGAGAAAUGCAACCAGGAUAUAUAAAGUGAUAGAAUGGGGAUAUAUUACGGUGGAUAAUCAAGGGUACAUUAUGUCAUAUAUAUUUUAGUACUCAUGAAUCAUUCCGAAAUUUUGUAAUAAAAUAUUUUAUAUUGA
Messenger RNA from Haliotis rubra (blacklip abalone), 2507 nucleotides. RefSeq lists its product as uncharacterized. The coding region runs from base 190 to 1143 and encodes 317 amino acids. Lineage: Eukaryota; Metazoa; Mollusca; Gastropoda; Lepetellida; Haliotidae. The record is from RefSeq and is a predicted model, not a curated record. The transcript has 3 exons.